UUAAUAUUGAUUAUAAAAAAAGUUGUUUCAAAAAAAAAAAAAAAUUAUAAAAGAAGCCGGGGGUCUAAACGCAAAUAUAAUUGCGAGAUUGCGAUUAGGGUUUAGAGGAAAUCGGAGACGAUGACUGAGAUUGCGAUCUUGCUUCCGAAGAUCAGAGAUGAACCGCCGCAGCAGCGUAAACGGAAAUUGGAAUCUCCAGGAAGCGCAGUCGCUACUCCUCCGAUACAGAGUUUCCCCAAGGUUGAUUACGAUCACAAUCCAUGGGAUGACGAUGAGGUUGAUUCUGUGAUCGAGAAGGAGUACCACCGUCAAUUUGUAGAGUCCGAUGGUUUCGAUGUGGAUCACUUCUAUCUUCCGUAUGGUGGAGGACAAGUUCCUCACAUCAUGGAAAACAAAUAUGAUUAUCCCUAUGACGUGGGCUUGUUUAGUAGACUUGGACUUCAUUGUUACAAUCUUGAGAAGGGAACAAGCCUCAAAUUGGCUGCUAUAAACAAAUACAACGAUAAGCUGAGGUUUACUCGGUGCCUCUGUUACCACAUAACGUUGGAGGCCAUUGACACAUCCAACAACUCUCUUUGCAAUUUUCAGACGUGUGUUUUCAAAGAUUUCCUUCCGGAGCAGGCAUCCUUUCUGGCACAGACCGAAAUUUCCAGACUAAAAGUUCCUAGUGGCCCUCGACCUCCUACUUAUGGUGGGCCUGAUAGAAGAUGGAAGGACGAUGCAGUAGAUGAUUCUUACAAAGGUAAAAUGCCCAAGUGGUUCACCAAUGAUGAGAUGGCUGCAAUUAGCACCAAGGGGCAGUUUUAUGAGUUGCAAGAAUAAGACUUGCAAGGAAAUGAGUGGCUUCAUAUGUAUGCUGAGUUUGCUUUCCACUCUAAGUGGAUUGCACAUGCGAGCGACCUGAGGCCAUUUCUACCACUGGAAAUCAAGAAGGUAACUAUACAAACCAAGGAAGAGUCGCAGCCAUGCAUGAAGCUCAAGGCCAACAAUGCCAUCUUCUACAUUAUCUUCAAAGGCAAUGGCGAUCCGAGUGGUGCCCCUGUGGAGUACCAAGCGGUUGUAAGGAAAACCAUGGAUGGUAUUCCUGGACACAUUUGCUUGGAAGUCGACUGCUUGGCCUACAAAUCAUGUUGAAGAAAAUUUUCUUUCGAGACUAAUAAAAUUUGAUGUGUUUAUUAUCUUUUACUUUUAUCAAAACUGAAUAAUUAGUAGUAGUGAUCAUAUAGAUUGAAAAAUUCAUAGAGAACAA
Molecule: messenger RNA, 1249 nt
Organism: Brassica rapa (field mustard)
Lineage: Eukaryota; Viridiplantae; Streptophyta; Magnoliopsida; Brassicales; Brassicaceae
Product: UPF0725 protein At4g28920
Source: RefSeq, a predicted model, not a curated record